Messenger RNA from Colletotrichum spaethianum, 1131 nucleotides. Its product is annotated as solute carrier family 40 member 1. NCBI's taxonomy places the organism in Eukaryota, Fungi, Ascomycota, Sordariomycetes, Glomerellales, Glomerellaceae. Gene Ontology annotation, molecular function: antiporter activity. The record is from RefSeq and is a predicted model, not a curated record. Gene Ontology annotation, cellular component: Golgi apparatus; membrane. The coding region runs from base 1 to 1131 and encodes 376 amino acids. The transcript has 4 exons.
AUGGCUGAUAACCGAUCCGAGCGGACGGGCUCUUUCGCCUCGUCUUCCACCGACGCUGCCACUCUGCACGAGCUGACCAAGUUGGAUCCGAUGGAGGACAGCCUGCAGAACCUCAAGUCGCGGGUCGAUGAAGAAGUGGGCGCUGAGGAAGACGAGAAGCUCCUGCCUGCUCUCACUGUGAAUGAAAAGGAAGAACCCCCGAAGGCCAGCCUCGCCUCAGCCAUUGUCUGGAUGACAGUCAACACCCUAGCGACUAUCGGAAUUGUAUUCACGAACAAGGCCAUCUUCUCUGAUCCUCAGUGGAAACUGUGCCAGCUCACGUUCGCCAGCUUCCACUUCUUAGUGACGUUUCUCACGCUGCAUAUCCUGUCGCGGCCGACCUUUGCCUAUUUCACGCCACGCCGCGCCGCCAUCAAGGACCUGCUGCCGCUGUCCAUCGCUAUGUGCCUCAACGUCAUCUUGCCGAACCUAUCGCUGGCGUUCUCGUCGGUCACCUUCUAUCAGAUCGCGCGCAUCCUACUGACGCCAACCGUUGCCCUGAUGAACUUUGUUCUCUACAAGGCGACCCUGCCCCGGACCGCCGUCUUGGCUCUUAUCCCGGCAUGCUUGGGCGUCGGAAUGGUAUCUUAUUAUGACUCUCUGCCCACCAAGGAUGAGAAUAUCAAGACCACCUCCACCCUGGGCGUCUUCUUUGCCUUUGCCGGCAUUUUUGCCUCUUCUCUCUACACUGUCUGGAUUGCCAGCUACCACCGCAAGCUCCAGAUGUCGAGUAUGCAGCUUUUGUACAACCAGGCGCCUAUUGCCUCGUUCAUGCUGCUUUACGUCAUCCCCUUCGUCGACACUUUCCCGGACUGGGUUCAUGUGCCUGGCAACCGCUGGCUUAUGAUUGGCAUGUCCGGCGUCUUCGCCUCGCUGAUUAACAUUUCCCAAUUCUUCAUCAUCGCCCAGACCGGACCUGUGUCCAGUACUGUGGUUGGCCACCUCAAGACCUGCACCAUUGUUGCGCUUGGCUGGAUGGUCUCUGGACGAGCCAUUGGUGAUAAGUCAGUCCUCGGAGUCUUCGUUGCCAUUGGUGGUAUCGUCGGGUACUCGGUCGUCAUGCUCCAGCAUCAGAAGGAGCGAAACAGGUAA